CGUCUUUUGUUUUGCUUGAUGAUAACGUCAAGCUAUUUUGAAAAUGUACAUUUAUCAGAACCGUUAUACGACGUAAAUCCAAUAAAUCUAGAUGUUUUUAUGAUUUUAAAAAGAAAGUAAUCCAUAUCUUUGUAUUAAUGAAGUAUGGAAAGAGAUGAGAUUGACAAAACAAGUGCCGUAGGGACCUUGGACGAUGUCGAUUCACGAUGUGCUGUAAAUUCGUUAAUACUUGAUUAUUAUAAAAAGUUUGGUAGGAAAAGGGAUUUGGAGCAGUUUUUCUCGCUAUCUACUGCCCAAAGUGAAAUUAAAGACACGAGUGGUUUGUUUUGGAGGAAGAUGAAAAGUGAGAAUGAUUCGUCCGACUCCGGUGGCGGGAGAAAGAGCGAUUCUUCUCACGAAGUUUGUCGAAUUUCCAUAAGGUGUUCAGUGCCUGAUGCUUCUACUUCACAGGAUGAUGAUAACCCAAGAACCAAGACUGACUUUCCACAAACAGAAUCUCCACCGAUCAUCAUUGAAGAAGUACCCGCUGACACAUCAAGACACACUGAUGAUGACUCCAUCAAUUUUGAUGACAAUAACUCACAAAAAUCUUUUGAUGCACUGUUAGAUUUAUCAGCACAUAAACCUCUAUCACCAACCAGUAGCAUCACCUCUCAACGUAAACUAGAAUGGGACUCUCUUGCUGACGUUGGUUAUGCCAACGAGAGUGAUAGGAAGACCUCGGCAUCCAGUCUAAGCACUUUAGAAAGACUUGCUUUAAAGCAACAGUAUUCCAAUAAUGAUUCCAAACAGGACAUUGGUAUACCAACUUCUCAUUCAACGCCGUUAGAUGAAGAAGGUAAGGCUAAAUCUAAAAAAGGUGUCGGUAAGAAAACAACAAAGAUCUACAAGAAGGAUGUCGAUUUAGUUGAGGUUAAUGUACCACACAGUUCGAAUGCGGCUCAAGCGCAAUCUAUAAAUGUAAAUCUUACAAAACACAUAUCGUUUAACGUCGAAAAAGAUGGUGGAAUUACCAUCGAAAAUGUUAAGCGUGAUGUUAGUUUUUCACCUGAAAAAGGACCUGAACGCAAAGAGGUUCUUCACCCUGUUGGUACGGACAAAGAAAUACAAACAACUCUGACUAAAGAUGAUCCGUUAGUCAAAAUAGAUACUAACAAGUUGAUUAGCGAAAUUGAGAUUCAUAAGCCAUUACAAGACAACCAAAAGAUUCCUGUCCUCAUCAGCUUGAAUACAUUACGAAAAAAAUUGAGGAGAAAGAAAUCCAGAACUGUGUAUAGAAGAAAGAAAACUAAAAAGAAGAAAGAAGAAAAUAAAGAAAAUACACCGCAAGAGAAGAGUGGAGAACCAUUGUCGGAAGCUGAGAGUUUUGAGUACAUGCCUGGACAUAUGUAUAAUCAAAACCAAAAUAAAGUGGAAGAACAAAGGCCUGAUAACAGCACUGGCAACAAGUCUAGUCUGGAAUCCAGUCAGGCUUUUACAACCGACUCAAGUAAAGGAUCAAAGCAUUCCCUCACGAAAGACUUAGAAAAAUGCAUUGACCUCCUCAAAGUCACUCUUCAACAGCGAUAUGACGAUAACAAUACAAAGAAAAAACUUAUAAAAGACAUUGUUCAUAGAUUAAUUACUUCUAAAUAUCGAGAUGAUGAUAGUACAACAGAAUUUCUUUCGGGCCUCAGUUAUACUAGCAGGAAGACCGGUCUUAAAGGAAAUAACACCACAACAAGUACAUCUGACACAAAUAAUACCGAUGACAAUAUUCAGAAAAAGCCAAAAAAAUCCAUUUUACGAAACGAUAAAUUCAACCCUAAUAAUAUUGCGUCCACGUCACAAAGUGCCCCUAACUUAUUUACUGCUUCAAACGAAAACGUGAAUACUAAUUUGAUAAAAACAUUGACUAUGACAGACUCCGAUGCGUCUAGUAAAGGCAAAACGUCUUCAGAUGUGCCAUUCCCGAAGACAUCGUCUGAGGAACUAUAUUUAAAGUAUCUGGAGGCUCUUAGACGCGAAGAGUCUUAUAAAAGACAUUUGAGAGACAAACAAAUGUUUAUGAAACAGAAACUGGUAAGUUCUGAGCCCGCAACUGUUCGUCAAGAACCCAAAAUUAGCAGCAGACUGAAGGAUUUGAUGAAAGACUUGACGAGGAACAAUUACGAUGACGGAUCGGGUGACGCCAGUAAGUUAGAAGGUGGUUCCACAUCGAACGUGGACUUAGACAGAUUGAACACUGAGAGAACGCAAAGAAGUCACUCUGUAUUCACUCUUUCCUCAAGUCAGUCGGAAGGCCAAAAACGGCCAAACUUGAAGAAAAAGAUGCAGGCUGAGAGGGAGAUAGGCGAAGCAGGGCCGAGCAGAGACCAUUACUGUUGUUGCCCACAUCACUUCAUCAAUUCGAAGGUUGGUUACACUGACAGUUCUGUGCAGGUGAACAUUAAGUAUCAGUGUGAAGAUGAAGAAACCCAGGUCAAGUCAUACCAACCGAAGACAAGGGCUUGUACGGCACUGCCCAAUGAAUGUAAUAAAUGUAAAGCAGAACUAAAGACAGCUCGCGUUGUCCCUGACAACGUAACUGGCGAGAUUAGAUACGUUUGCCUUUGUAAUCGGAGACCAGCAUCCUCUAACGAAGUGGUCGAUAAUGUUAUUUACAAAUGCUCGAAGCUAACGAACCGUGGGAUUCAGUUAGAAUCACCACGUAGGCUUUAUAAUACGGGGGUACAAUGUAGCUACGCAACCCCACCGACCAAGGAUGAUGAUAUUGAAAUGAUUCAACCUCCGUGCAGGUUGAACACUGGUACUGACAGCAGUUCUGAUAACACAAACAGAAGAUAUUCGAAGUCAUCGCAAACGAAUAUGCUGAUUAAAAUGAUGUGCCGCGGUGAUGAUGAUUUUUCGUCAUUGUCUGAAGUUAAAAACUUAUGCGGAACCUCCACGAAAUUGUUAGUGCCAGCAGAGAAUGCUAAAAAGGCAGUCACAAUACGCGAAGCGACCAGGUGCCUUCAGACUGAGAUAAGUCUAGACCCCAAAAUGUCGGACCCUAAACUAUCUGAUAUCGUCAUAGUAAGUGACUGUGAGUGCUCGAAACUUGUUUCGGAACAACUCAGACAUAUAUGCCCAGAUAAGACUGACAGCUCUUACAAAAGGAAAACCUUUAGUGACAUGUGUACAAGUAGCACUUCAGGAAAGCUGCUCAUUGAGUCUGAAGAAAGCCUUUUUACAGAUGAAAGAAUAUCUUCCAAAUCUUGCAAAGAUGACGCCACAUACGACUUUAAUAGAGUACCGAACAAGCCUCCAGUAGAAGCGUAUCCUAUACCCAUCCAAGGGACAAAUAUGACUCUUAUGGUGAAUUUAGGUGCAAUGGAAGUGAUGACGAAGAAGAAACAGGUCGACCAAGGCGUUGCUACAGAAUGCGCGGUAAGCCAAGACGAAGCUACAUCUGGUAUUCACGAAUGCAAAAAAUCAGCUCAAUGCUCUUGUUCCAUAGAUCAAAGUACUAACAAUACUUGCUCAAAACAUUCUACUUAUAAUAGAAAACCCUGUAUAAGAAAGACGUCUCCAGAGAAUAGUUCCAAGAGCAAUACAUAUCCGAAAAAAGACCCGGUUAAAGACAAACCGCCUUUUAAAAGGUCUAAUACUGAUACAGGAAAAAUCGGAGUGACGUCUUGUACCCAAACGGAUAAAGUUAAAGAGGACGCGGAAACUGGUUACAACCGAGGAUUUUGUGUUCCUGAGAAAGAAAGACUGAUUAUAUGCUGUCAUUGUGAAAAUAGAUGUCAAAUGCAUACUUGUGAGAAAGGUGAAACGGUGAAUAAUAAAGAAGGUUCUAAUAAAAAGGCAAGGAAAGACAGCCCAGAGUCUGAUCGCGAUUAUAUUUACAGAGAAAAAGAAACAGACAAGCGGACGGAACACAAGCACAUUUCUUGCGAUACUGAUGGCUUUAAAAACAAGGAGAAAGACACGAGAGAUAGAUCUGUAAGUCCGCCUUCAAAAUCUUAUGACGUACAAAUUAAAGAAACUGAAACAAAAACAAAAAUAUGCACUUGUGACAAUGCGUGUCAAGUCGAAAGAAAUGAUGAGAAAAUAGUAAUUGACAAAGAUAAAUAUCCUUCAAAAGAUAUAUCAGAUGGCCAAGAUUCUGAAAAAAGUUAUAUUCUGGACAAAAAAUAUUCAGAUGACGAAAUAACAACUAAAAAAACUACCCGUGACAUUUCCUCACAAAUCGAAAAGAGUGAUGAGAAAACAGUAAUAGAAAAAGAGAGAUAUCCUUCGAGAGAUAAAUCAGAUAACCUGGAUUGUGAAAAAACUAGUAUCCUAAAAAAUAAAUUCUCAGACGAUGAAAAGGCAACUAAAAAGUGUACUUGUGACAAUUCGAGUCAAGUGGAAACAAAAUACGACAAAAAAGUUACAAGCACAUUUACAUCAGAAAAUAAGUAUUGUGAGGAAACUGGUAUUCUGAAAAAUAAAUGUUCAGACGAUGAAAAAUCUACCAAAAAAUGUACUUGUGACAAAUCAAGUCAAGUCGAAAGAAAAUAUGAGGAGAAAGAAACAAACAAGUAUCCAAAAGAUGGAUCAGAAAACCCAUUUUGUGAGAAAACUGGUAUCCUAAAACAUAAAUGUUCAGAUGAUGAAAAAACUACAAAAAAAUGUACUUGUGAUAGUUCGAGUCAAGUCGAAAGAAAUGAUGAGGAAAAAGUAACAGAUAAACAUAGACGCCCUUCGAAAGAUAGAUCAGAAAGUUCAAAUUCUGACAAAAGUGUUGUUUCGAAAAAUACAUUGCCAGACGAUGAGAAGACAACUAAAAAACAUACGUGCGAUAGUGCAUGCCAAGGAAUUAUCGAAAGUGACAGCGCAACCAAUAAAGGUGACAAAGUCACUAAGGAUAAACCAAAAAGUUCUAACAACAACAAAACUGGAAAUAAUAAACGAAGACUCAGUUUUUCAGAUGACGAACCUACUUCUAAAACUUCUUGUGAAACCUCUUCACAAUCGAAUAAAACUGAAAACCGAAAAAUUGAUACCCAAAUCAGAUCGGAAAGUCCAAAUGGAUCUCCAACCGUCAAAAUAGACGUGGCCAUUCAAAAUAAUGUAUGCGCCGAUGAACUUGAUAAAAAAAUAAUAAAGAAAAUCAGCGAUACUUAUAAACCAGUUUUAAAAGACUGUUCCCAAAUGACCUGUAGGAAUGUAGGUUGUGAUACCCAAUGUGGCGGCAAGUGUUUGAAUGUGGGCUGUCAAACUGAUGUUCCAGACAGAGAUACACCGCAAAAUGCUCGCAAAACUGAGCCAAACGAACCAAAGACAAGUCAAGAUGAUAUACAAACAGACGACACCAAAGAGAGUGAUAAAGACCCAAUAUUAGACAUUAUACAAGAUAUGACAAGACGAUACUCCAAAAACGAUUUAGUUAAAUUGAAGAAGAAGAAAUGUUUUACGGAAAUUGUUGCUGUUCUCAACUACCUUUUAGAGACCGAGGAUAGUACAGACCCUGAGCCAAAGACUUGCUGCAGUACGAGCCAAAGUACCACAACGAAAUCAAGUUUGAACAAAACUAAACGGCCAACAGUGAGUGAAGUUGACUGUUGCUCUGAAAAACAGACUGACAAAGGUUUAAACAGAAAAUCUCGUAAAGACAUCAAAGAUUGUACGGAAUCCUCAGACCUACCUUGUUCCACAGACAUGCCUACAUCCUCGGAUUCAACUGCAUGUAGGGUCCUUAACAAAAUAAAGAAGGAAUGUGAGAAGUACCAUCAGAAAAGAUGCAAGAGUGGGCGAAAAUGUGAGAUAUCAAGCAGUACUUCAGUCAGCUGCGAUAAAUGCCAGAAAAUCCAUUAUUGUUCAUGCAAAAGCCAUAAGUGUAAGCGGUCCAAGGCGCUAGAAAAACUCCAGAAGAAAUGUGUUGCUUACAACUUGAUUAUUAAGAAUUCAGAGAGUGUUGUAAGCGAGGAAACUGUCUUUAAGAAGCCGUCGCGUCCUCUACAAAAUAUUAUAGUUACUGUACCGAAACGGGGUGCAAAAAAUGAUGGGAAAGAUGAACAGAAAUGUGAGCAGGAGGUGCCCAGCAUGAGUCCUCGGUUCAGACUGACACGUUCCAGGAGUUUAACACGCCAAAGCGUGACGAAUUUCCCCUCAGUGAGGGAGUAUCUUGAGCAGAACAGACCUGACUUCGUCGAGAAUUCUUUGCAGAGGCAGAAUUGUUUGAAGUUCAUUAGUGAAAGAAGAGCCAGCGCCAGAGCUGCCCAACGCGACCUGCUGUCACUGCACAUGGAACAGCAGCCCGACCUAACCGCGCUCAAUGCCGACGACCUGCGGAAACUGGCGCGGGAUAUCGGACUCGACUUGCGACGGAAAAAACCUGUCCCAAAAUUAAUUAGUGAACGUGAAAUGAAGAAACGCUCUGAAAAAAUAUACAAAACACUGCCAGAAGUAGUCCAAAAGAAAGAACAGAAAAAGAAGGAGAACAUCAAAAAGACCAACUUACUGAUGGCUAAUAUAUUUAAAAAGAAUCUCCAAAAGCAAGCUCUUCGUGGCACAGUAAACUUAUCUAACUACAACACGGUGAUUAAGAUUUGACGGAUAGUAUUAUAUAUUGUUAAAAUUGACAAAAUGAAAUGUAUAAUGUCUGUUAGUUAUCAAUUGUUGUGGAUUGUAUCCCAGAAUUUAUGAGGGUUUGAACCCCAAUUUUUAAUUAUUAUUAAUAAACUUCUAUUUUAGUAA
Molecule: messenger RNA, 6705 nt
Organism: Trichoplusia ni (cabbage looper)
Lineage: Eukaryota; Metazoa; Arthropoda; Insecta; Lepidoptera; Noctuidae
Exons: 6
Coding region: 145-6561 (2138 amino acids)
Source: RefSeq, a predicted model, not a curated record